This is a messenger RNA of Trichophyton benhamiae CBS 112371, 429 nucleotides long. RefSeq lists its product as uncharacterized. The coding region runs from base 1 to 429 and encodes 142 amino acids. NCBI's taxonomy places the organism in Eukaryota, Fungi, Ascomycota, Eurotiomycetes, Onygenales, Arthrodermataceae. The record is from RefSeq and is a predicted model, not a curated record. The transcript is spliced from 2 exons.
AUGGACAUGUCUGACCCAUGGUGGCAGUCGGCGUUUGUUGAGAAAGCUCUGGCUAAGGCAAAAAGUAGCUGUGAAUCAUUCGGUAUGAGCCAAGAGACACCCUGCGACGACAAUUCAAAACACGACGAUAGCCUGAAUGCGUUUUUGUGGCACAAGGAGCUUGAGGCUGCCGAUGUUGAAGCCUCCGAGGUUCAGAGCAACAAAAAGUGGCUCGACAAUAUAUCCUUUCAGCGAGAGAACUAUCGCGACUCCUGUGACACUCUGGGCAUCAACUAUUCGAAACCACGAAUCGCAGGCAUGCGGCGGAGCGUGGAGCUGAGUCAUUGGCAACCAGUUGCAAUGCAAGCGCUUGUUGAGUUUCAAGAAAAAGCAUACUGUCAAACUUCAGCUCUGCCUACCAUUAGUGUGGGCUCACUCCUUUUGGUGUAG